AGUGCAGCUCAUAGUGCAUUGGAAACCACUGUACAUCAUUAACAUUUUCCAUUCCCCAACUUCCAGAAUUUUUACCCCAAGGUUUAUAGACCAGCUGAAGGACUGUGUGUAAACUGAGAGAGAAAUUAGAGGAAAACUGCUGAAAGAGCCUGCUUCUAGGCGUUCUACAGCUGCAGUGUCGACGUGGCUCUUGAGUCUUGCCUUGAACGUCUACUUGGAGACUCUCCAUUGGCAUGGUCAACCCUGCUCUCAGAUUCUCUACCAAUGAAUUCAGUCUCUAUUGAUUCUGCUGACACUAUGUGGGUGACUAACCUGGUAGCCAUGGUCUUAUUGGCCACUGCAGCCUCCGCUGCCACCGCCGCCUCAGCAGACAAGGUCCUGAGCAACCACGCCACCCUGCUGGCUGACAACAGCGCCAGCCUGGCCUUCAGCCUCUACCAGAACAUGGCCAAGGAAAAGGACCUGGAGAACAUCCUCAUCUCUCCCGUGGUGGUGGCCUCUUCCCUGGGCCUGGUGGCACUCGGGGGCAAGGCCUCCACCACCUCCCAGGUCAAGACCGUGCUGAGCGCAGACAAAGUGAAGGACGAGCAGCUGCACGCCGGCUUGGCCGAGCUCCUGGAGGAGGUCAGCAACUCCAAGGCCCGUAACGUCACCUGGAAGAUCAACAACCGCCUAUACAGCCCCAGCUCAGUCAACGUUGCAGAAGCCUUUGUCAAGAGCAGCAAGAAGCACUACAAAUAUGACCACACUAAGAUAAACUUCAAGAACAAGAAGAGUGCUUUGAAGUCCAUCAACGAUUGGGCGGCCAAGUCCACCAAUGGCAAGCUGCCCGAGGUCACCAAGGAUGUGGAGAAGACCGAUGGGGCAAUGAUCAUCAACGCCAUGUUCUUCAAACCCCAUUGGGAUGAACAGUUCCACCAUAAGAUGGUGGACAACCGUGGCUUCCUGGUGUCCCACUCUCACACUGUUGGUGUACCCAUGAUGCACCGCACAGGUCUCUAUGGCUUCCACGAGGACACAGUGAAUAAGCUGUUCAUCCUGAGCAUGCCCCUGGCCCAUAAAAAGUCCAGCCUGGUGUUCUUCAUGCCCUACCAAGUGGAGCCCCUGGAGAGACUGGAGAAGCUGCUGACCCGCAAGCAGCUGGACGACUGGAUGGGCAAGUUGAAGGAGACGGCUGUGGCUGUGUCUCUGCCCAAAGUCUGCAUGGAAGUCAGCCACAACAUCCAGAAACACCUUGGGGAGCUGGGUCUGACUGAGGCUGUGGAUAAGACCAAGGCGGACCUGUCCAACAUCUCUGGGAAGAAGGACCUGUACCUGUCCAAUGUCUUCCAUGCCUCUGCCAUGGAGUGGGACACAGAUGGGAACCCCAUAGACACAAGCAUCUUCGGUACAGACAAGCUCAAGAACCCCAAGCUGUUCUACGCUGACCAUCCCUUCAUCUUCCUGGUGAAGGACACCAAGACCAACUCCAUCCUCUUCCUCGGCAGACUGGUGCGGCCUAAGGGCAAGAAGAUGAGAGAUGAAUUAUAACACUUUGGAGUCUUAUGUGAAGUGUUUUGUAUUUUUCUAUGCAAAGAGAGGAGAGGGAGAAAAUUCAUUGUACCUCAUACCUCAAGAGUACUUUCCCAUUUGAUCAUCAAUGUGCCAACAUUCGUGCCUGUUGUUCACUAUGCAUGAUUCAGAAUGAUAUUUUUGUGUAUUUUGUCCUGUGUUUUAAGAAACAAAGCAUUGUGUACUCCAAAAAACAUGAACUUCACCAUGACAUGGUAUAAUCAUCUAGCCUGGUUUCAAAACUGAAUAUCGCCCUCUUUCACAAAAGAGAGAGAUAUUGGGUUUGGAUUCCAGGCUAUUCACCAUCACCACGUGGCAUGUUUGAGUAUUUAAAUUAAGAUGAGAUCACAGGAUGGAUACUUACAUUAAGUAUGAUCUACCAGACUAUUGCCUUAAAUGUAAAAUAAGCAUUCCUCUCAGGUUUUCCUCUUCUGUCUCUCUGUCUGUUAGCAUGGGAUCCCAACUGAUUGCACACUCUGUUUCACUAUUGUUUCAUUUCACUUUGGAUUCCAGGCUACUUAUCUGUAGUAGUUGUUUAUUUGAAUUUCACUGAAUCAACAUCAAAUUAAUAUUGAUGGGGUAUUCAGUACUCUUUAUUUUAAAAAAAACUCAUCGUGUGAUAGUCAUUCAAAGGUGCUGAGCAAAUUGCUACUUUUUGGGGGGUUUUGCCAUGAUUACCGUGUACCUUUCACCAAAUAACUAAUUGUGAGUUUGUGACAUUUGUGUCGGCUCUCCCAAUAUUAUAAAUAAAUGUAAUGUUUAAAGUUAAAUUAUUUUUUUCACAAACUUUUUUGCAAGUUUACAACCUGGUGCUAGCCUUUUGUUCACUCCCCCAAAGACCAUUCCUCUAUGACCCAGGGGUCGCGCCUCGGUCUGUAACUCUGCUUGGCUUUUUACUGAUCUGCACUGAAAGCACUGCUCAGCACUCUAUAGCUAACUAACUAGUGAAAGAAAGAAAGGCCAUGUCUGUGGAAGGCUUUUGACUAAUCAGUCUUGCCGUGUCUCCAACACUGUCACGUUUUGCCACAAAAAAAAGAAGCUUUUUGGGAACAAUGGAAUGGUAUGAGAUAGUUACAAGUUUCCUACUUUUCCAAUAAAAGCUAAUAAAAAAUAA
Messenger RNA from Coregonus clupeaformis (lake whitefish), 2665 nucleotides. RefSeq names its product serpin H1. NCBI's taxonomy places the organism in Eukaryota, Metazoa, Chordata, Actinopteri, Salmoniformes, Salmonidae. Gene Ontology annotation, molecular function: serine-type endopeptidase inhibitor activity. Gene Ontology annotation, biological process: collagen fibril organization; negative regulation of endopeptidase activity. The record is from RefSeq and is a predicted model, not a curated record. The transcript has 6 exons. Gene Ontology annotation, cellular component: endoplasmic reticulum. Bases 265 to 1530 code for a protein of 421 amino acids.